Messenger RNA from Desarmillaria tabescens, 1621 nucleotides. RefSeq lists its product as uncharacterized. The transcript has 3 exons. Lineage: Eukaryota; Fungi; Basidiomycota; Agaricomycetes; Agaricales; Physalacriaceae. The record is from RefSeq and is a predicted model, not a curated record. Bases 308 to 1486 code for a protein of 392 amino acids.
UUGUGUCAGGCUCACGCACCAGGAGCUAGCGAUUAAUACACUUAAACCGGACAUUUGAUUUGCAGAGUAUCUUUGGAUGACAUCAAACCUUGCCCGGAAGGAACCGGUAGGGUUGUGCUAUUCAGACGCCUUUAUCAUUUGUCCCUCUCAACCUCCGACUGUCAUCUUCCAAAGUGGCACGCAAGCCUGUUGGUUGCUCAGUCGCACUGUCAUCUCAUCCGAGCAUUGGUCAUUAUCUGGACCAUCGCCGUACGCCACGUUUAAUUUUAAUCACCCUUUGUGACGAUUCCUCACGACUCCUUCUAUAAUGCCGGAGUGCAAUGAUUCGUUGAGCUUACCUCAGGAAAUUUGCGAUGGCAUUAUCGACGAGCUGUGUCAUGACAGGCGAUCCCUGCUGCGAGCGUCCUUGACUUGCAGAGCCCUUUAUCCGAGGACCAGAGUUCAUCUAUUUUCUCAUGUCUCAUUGUCCAACGAAUCCGACUGCAUUCGCCUCCGCGAACUGAUUGCCAUGUCUCCCAUGCUCGCCUUGCUUUUCAAGUCUCUAUCCAUCGACAUCACAAGUAGACAAGGUCAUGAUCCCAAGGUUUACGGGGCACUCAUAGUGGUCGAAUACCUUGUCAAUCUCAACCAGCUGCCCCUUGGCAGUGGAGAUUGGUCCCAACUACCGGAUACUGUUGUUUCCAGCCUCCAAUCCCACUCUUACCGCUCUCUCGACAUAUUAUCGUCUUUCACCUUUAGAGCGAUAGGCGAGGUUUGCUCGCUUGUGCAAAAUUCGUCGAAUUUGCAAUGGGCGAGCUUCAGAUGUGGAAACAACUUCACGGAGGAGUGCCACUUGAACCAUUCCCUCCAUCCUGUCCCGGCUCCGAUAUCAUUGGAUAUUGGUGAUGGGAUCAAUUCGGUUCCCGUUGAGACCUUUCUGAAGCUGACAACUUCGUCCCGUCUGUGCCCGUUUUCCUUCAGAAAUGUCCACACCCUCAGCAUCGCUCUCUCUGAUCAUACCCGUAUCCUUCCACAGCAUCUCAACGAAUAUAUAGUCUUCCUUGGUACUUCACUCAAAUCCCUCCACGUGAACCAUACCAUGCUAGUUUUCCCGCACACAUCUUCAGAGACGCUUGAUGUCUCUAGUGUCCAGAACCUCGAAGUCAGAGUUCUGAAGUACGACCCGACCGUCUUCGGUCGGGGGUCUCAGAUGUUCGAAUGGUGGAUCACCAACCUGUCAAUGGUAAACAAACGCAGCGCUCUUCGUUCAAUUCUCUUCGAGAUUCAACCACCACAACCUGAACUUGAGCACCCCGCUUUGGUCUGGGAAGACCUGUGGACGAGACUGGAUGACUAUCUGGCUUCUUACAAGAUGGAUUCAUUGGAGCGUGUGGCAAUUACAUUUCGACCGCGACCUGCGGAGUGGGAGAUAUAUAAGACUCAUAUGGAGGGGAAAUUUCCUCUACUCAAGAAGCUCGGACGCGAAGUAGUAUUGAAUGCUACAUAGUAAUCAGCUCUGAUUUCCCUGGUGUCCGGCGUGCGAUUUGUAACCCUGUCUUUUUUGAUCUUCAGCUCUAUCUGACAUGAUUUUCAGGGACCUAGAGACUGAGUAUUUCCUUUCUCCGAUCCCACUUUUUAUGCA